Messenger RNA from Actinia tenebrosa (Australian red waratah sea anemone), 2612 nucleotides. RefSeq names its product histamine H2 receptor. The record is from RefSeq and is a predicted model, not a curated record. Lineage: Eukaryota; Metazoa; Cnidaria; Anthozoa; Actiniaria; Actiniidae. Gene Ontology annotation, cellular component: membrane. Gene Ontology annotation, molecular function: G protein-coupled receptor activity. Gene Ontology annotation, biological process: G protein-coupled receptor signaling pathway.
CAGUCCGUUGACAAAAAAAUAAACGCUCAAGGGGCGCAUAAAGUGGAAAUCGUUAUUUUCCUGUACUGGUGUGUUGGAUCGACCUUGGCUUCUACUAAAGCCAACAUUAGACGAGGUUAAAUGAGUAACGUCCACUAACUAUGCUCCGCAGCCUAAUGCCAGUUAUUCAGCACCUGCUGGUGAUCCGACAGACCAUCUUUGCAUAUUGACCAGUAGACACUGCUUGCUGCGCUUUCUAGAAUCUUGAUAUCGCCAUUUGCGUGCAAUCAAAUUGUCAUCAGCUUAAUCGUAAUUACUCUAAGGAUUUUCAACGUCGCGUCAAAACAAGAGCCAAAAUCGACCUGGGAAAAGAGAAACGACCCAUCCAUAUGUGUUGACUGAAAAAGAAAAAUAUUUGGAGAAAUUCUGAGGACGUGCUCUUAUCUACCAUCUCUUGUCUCCAGAACUCUUAGAGUUCUUCCGCAAGGACCUCAUGAGCGGUCAGAUAUGCAAUGAAAUGAUCAUUAUUGUCUAUUGUACUGUGAUAUUGAAAAGGAAUUUCGAAUUAUGAUUGUUCAACAAAAAGGCGACGAUGCGAAAACAGAAUUGACGACUGCAUUCAAUGAGUGACAUUCAUUUAAAACCGUUAUUCAAAACAGCGAAGUGUUGCUCUACACUCGAAGUCUAGAACUAAUAUUGUCUCAUUUUAAUUUCUAUAACGACGAGACUAUUCGCAGGGAACGAUCGCACAGGGUUGAAGCCCUAUCCCAAGUGACUGAAAUCCAAACCGUCCACGCAUUGAAUAGUGAGUCUCACACUCGUGGUAAAAAGCAGACGUACCAAGUACUAGUGCUAGUGAACUUUGACACUGCAUUUAACUGAUUAUUCAAAGUUUCGAUACGGAAAACACAGCAAUGGCUGAGACACAGUUAGAUAACUUCACUCAAAAUUCAACUACAGAUCCUGGAAAACAGCCUUACAGCGUCUUGGAGACUUCUUUAGCAGCAGUGUGUCUGUGUUUGAUUAUAAUCCUUACAAUUCUUGGAAACACAACUAUCUGUUACGUGGUGUUUAAGAACAAGAGGUUAUGGACUGAGAUGAAUAUGUUUCUGGUGAAUUUAGCAGUUGGGGAUUUGGCAGUUGGCUUUUUAAGUAUGGUGUUUCCUUUGGUAACUUCCAUCAAGAGAGAAUGGAUUUUCAGUAACACAAUUUGUCAGCUAAACGCAGCCUGUAACUCGGUAUUAUUUUGUAGUACAAUAUUCACUCACACAGUAAUAAGCAUCGAUAGAUACUUUGCUAUCGUUCAUCCAAUGAAAAAGUUUAUGACAACUACGAAAGCCUUCUUAAUGAUUCUUGCAGUUUGGAUAUUUUCUGUGGUGAUUGUACUGGGUCCUUUCUUCGGCUGGGGUCAUCUGGAAUAUAAUCCCACUACUCUUCAGUGUGGCUACGGUUUUCCAAGAUCAAAACUGGAGUCUUUGUACAUGGUUCUCUUGGUCUUGAUAGCGUUCGUUAUCCCUCUAAUAACCAUGACUGUUCUAUACGUAAAGCUUUAUCGAUCUCUACGCGGCCAUACACGGAGAAUGUCCACAGCUACAAUUUCAGGGGCCCAACGACAGGCAGCGUUUAGAUCCCAAAUUCGAGUUGGUGUUACGUUUUUUAUGGCACUGUUAGCAUUUUUCAUUUGCUGGGGUCCGUUUUGCUCUUUUAUUGCUAUCGCAGCUGCGGUAAAAGUUAAAACUAGUAUCCCACAUGGAUUAGGACUUGCUGCAUACUGGUGUGGCUUUGUUAACUCUCUUUGUAAUCCUUUUAUUAUUGGGUUGAGGAACGAACAAUUUAAAGCAGCUUUCGUUAAAAUUUACUGCGGUUGCUGUCGAAAUGAUGCAUGUGAAAACUGCUACAAAGAACCACAUAUUGAUUAUGAUAGCGCUAGAAACACUAAAACAAGCAGUAGAACGACAGAUUCUGAAACAAAAGUGACAGACCUUACGAGAAGUAAUCGAUGCAGCAAUGCUACUAAUAUUACAAAUGACGCAAGGAUGAUUAGAGAAGCUCUGGAUAGAGAUGCUGUCGAACGGAAAAAAAUACGCGAUUACGACGAUGAAACUACUGCCCCAGUUCCAACUAGAAAGAGAAAGAGUGGAGUCGCUGCUGAUAGUCAACAACUCCAGUUCCAUGAGCCUUACAAACUGAAAUGCGUACAUAUUGUUGGAAAUUCUUCAUAUACAGAAUCUGGUGUUUGAACAGAAUAUUGACAGAAAGUAUUUAACUCGCGUGUCUUUGACUACCGCGAAAUACAAAUCCAUUAAAAAGACAUUAAAUAUUUGAACAGGGAAGUGUAGGCGUCUUAAAGCGUCUAGGGUUUUGCUGUACGAGUCUCUGUUUGUGAGCACACAUUAGGUAAAUGGAACUCAAGAAGAACGAGACUCGGAAAAGAGAAUAGUACGAAUUAAUAAUCUAAAAGAAAAUUAUUUUUGUAGUUCACGCAAGAUUAGGUAGUGCGUGACUCUAUCAUUCAAGACUUGCCAUGCCUCAUCGACUGACUGACUUGUAGAACGUCAAGUCAUAAUAAAUUAUGUGACCCAAAAACACAAACAUUCAAACAUAAAAUUAAAAACAAUUAUAGUUAACCUAAA